AUGUUUGCUAUCCGUGCGUCCUAUCUGUCGCUCCUGCAGACUGUGGCGGCUAGUUGCGGGUUGCCGUAUGCUUCCGUGGUGUUUGAAAUGGCCGGAGAUGGAUCGCCUGUCUAUGGAGUUGAGGUUGACGUGCCCUGCGCUGGGAAUGUGGCGCCAUGCCGUAGUUUUUUCUUUUGUGCGCCCAGGGAUGGGUUCUCGGGGCCUGGCUACGAGCAGGCGGCUCUACAGGCUAUAGCUUUUUUGCAGAAAGUGUAUGGAUUUGUUGUCGAGGAUUACAAUUUUCAGGGUGUACUCAUGUAUAGGAGAGUCGCCGGUGCAGCUGUUUCGGUGGCUGCGAGAGCAGCAGGGAUGGUUGGGCCUGUGGGUGCCUGUAGUGCUGCUCUUGGCUGUGGUCACCUCAACCAGGAUUGCAUUGAUGCGCUGAAAGAAUCAGACGUGAGAGGUGGUAAAAUUGUUUACAAUAGAUGCUGUAAGGGUGGAAAAGUGGUCAUACUCCCUUAUAGAGGGCGCCCUGAGCCAAUUGCGUCUCUGGCUAGGUUUGACGGUGAUGCUCGAUGUAGACGGUUCUUAAAGAACAUACGCCAAUAUAACUGUCUAUUUGCUUUUACGUCGAUGGGUGCAAACAUAGAUAGGUCUAUGAAUGAUGGCCGUGGUCCCCCGGUGUUCAAGAUAUCUGGCCAGAUCCACCAUCGUAUAGGGUCCCUUCUUCCAGAUCACGGUGAACUUCCGAAGUUUAUCCAACUGUACAUAUAUGAUACUGCUAACGAGGUCAGGAAUAGAAUACGUGCCUUACAUCCAGAUGAGCGUCCCUCAGAUCCUCUAGAACCACCGGUCGUUGGUCAAUUGCUGGACACGUUAGACACUCACAACCCAUUGGCUAAACAAUUUAUAUUGGCGAGGUACCCUCUCUUGUUUCCCUAUGGUGAACGCGGAUACCAGGUUGGCGUGGUUUACAGUGGUGUCACUGCAAGCGAUGGUGGUGAGAUUGGCAAAAGGACCGUCCUACCGGCUUCGCAUACAGGUGGUAGGCGUUAUAUGAUCCAGAAUUAUCAUGAUGGAAUCGCGAUCUGUAGAGUCUACAGUCCACCAGAUUUUUUCACAACGUUCACGUGUAAUCCAAAGUGGCCAGAGAUUACUGAGGCUUUGUCCUCUGAACCUGGGCAGAAACCAACAGAUAGAGCCGAUAUAGUGGUUAGGGUGUAUAAUAUGAAGCUCGAAGAGCUCCUUGCUGAUAUAAAAAGUGGUGCUGCUUUUGGACCUGUGAGUGCUGAAGCGUGGCCUUCCCAUGCUCAUAUUAUUGUAUGGCUCAUUCGAGACACUUCGCAUCCAACACCUGCAUUUAUUGACCAAUUCAUAAGUGCUGAGAUUCCUGAUCCACAGAGAGACCCCCUUGCAUAUGCAUUAGUUGCAGAACAUAUGAUACAUGGUCCAUGUGGACCAAGCCAUGAAACCUGCCCAUGUAUGAAGAAUGGCUUUGAUGACGACCGCCAUGCGUUUGAGGCCGUAGAUAGAACCUUUAGAGAUCUUUUAUCACGUGAGACAGAGGGUGCUGAGAGUUUGGUUUUUGGUGGUAAGGUUGUUGUGCUGGGGGGUGAUCUAAGGCAGAUAUUGCCUGUUGUUGAAGGCGGUAGUAGAGCUCAAGUUGUCAAUGCUGCAAUCGUUAAUUCUCCUUUGUGGAAACAUGUUAAGGUCCUUUCUCUAACUAUAAACAUGAGGCUACGCUGUCUAGAUUUAAGCAUAGAUGCCCAAACAGAGAUUGCUGAGUUUAGUAGAUGGGUGUUAGAUAUUGGGGAAGGCAGUGUAGACGCCAUUAGAAGGGACAGCGAGAUAGAUGCAUCAUGGGUUAAGAUACCGCGUGAGCUUGUGCUUAUGCCACAGGGAGACAAAAUUGCCUCCAUAGUUGAGGCUGUGUACCCAGAACUAUCUACAAGAUACUCUGAAAGACCAUAUCUCCAUAAUCGUGCUAUUCUAACUCCAACCAAUGAAAUUGCAGACAGUAUUAACUCACAUGUGGUGUCCCUAAUACCUGGUGAAAGUAGAGAGUACUUGAGUUCUGAUAGAAUUGCUAAGUCCCCUGGGACCCAUGCUUCUUAUGACCUGCUAUAUCCCAUUGAGUUCUUGAAUUCUUUAAAUGGCAACAAUUUUCCACACCACCGACUCAUCCUUUAG
Messenger RNA from Miscanthus lutarioriparius, 2169 nucleotides. The record is from the annotation of a GenBank genome assembly. NCBI's taxonomy places the organism in Eukaryota, Viridiplantae, Streptophyta, Magnoliopsida, Poales, Poaceae.